UCAGGAUGAGGAGACUAUUGCUGAUGAAAUGUGUUAGCAACAAGGCAUGGUUGAAAAGUGUGUUUCUUAGAUAAGUGGUUUACUUCGGUGGCUUUCUUCCGUUCAAAGCUUUUGAAAUGGAUAAAGUAAUGCAUAUCGAAGAUGGACAUGCUUGUGAAAAGGCAGCAAAGUCUUUGAAAAUGGGGAGCAUCAUUGGAGUCCCCACUGAUACAAUUUAUGGGAUAGCUGCAUUAGCUCAGUCAAACAAAGCUGUAGAAUCAAUUUAUCAAAUAAAAGAAAGGCACAGGGAAAAACCAAUUGCAAUUUGUGUAGCAGAUAUUCAAGAUAUAUACAGAUGGUGCGAAGUUACUGUGUCUCUCAGUAUACUGGAUGACCUGCUUCCUGGUCCUGUUACUCUUAUCUUCAAAAGGAAACCAGAACUGAAUCCUGACCUAAAUCCAGCCACUGAAUUAGUUGGUGUUCGUAUACCUGACCACAAAUUCAUAAGAGGCAUUGCAAGAGCCUGUGAGCAACCAGUUGCAUUGACUAGUGCCAAUAAAAGUGCUGCAAAAAGCUGUUUACAAGUAAAGGAAUUUGAAUAUCUUUGGCCUAAAUUGGACUUGGUUUUCAAUGGUGGUUGCCUUGGUAAAACAGAGGAAUCGCGUCUUGGGUCAACUGUUGUCGACUUAUCAAUUGAGGGGCAGUAUAAAAUCAUUCGAGAUGGUUGUGCUCUCUCAAGCGUCGAAAAUAUUCUCAGAGACAAAUAUGGCUUGCUUCAAAGGACGUAGCUCUGUCUAGACUAGCGGUCGUAUUGGGUUUUUAUAUUGAUUUUGAUUCAUAUUGUUUGUAUCUAUCAAAUAAAGUCAAUCCUUGGCUUAGGAGUUAAUUAAAGACCAUGUGUCCUUACAAGUAGAGGGGGGAGGGGGGGGUCGGUGUUGCUCGGUCUGAACCAAUAGACAAACAAGUAGCUUGGCUUUAACCAAUCAAAUCGCAGAACAGCUGCUUUCAUUUCAGCAUUUCCUGAUAAAGUUUGUAACUUUAAGCUUUUUCGACACACUGCAUUUAAUUCAAGCCUGAGUAUAUUUAUGUUGUAUUCAUUAAUGAAUACCUCAAAAUUUGACGAUGUUACCCAUCUCAUCAAUGGCAUCUUGUUCAAGUAAAUGAGGCCGAUGAACUUUCUUUUAUCUCCUUUCUAAUAUGGGACUGGGUGAACACACAAAGCUUUUUUGCAAACGUCAAAUCGCACAAAUAGAUAUCUACUAUGCUAUUAUCAAACAAUCAACUGACUUGUGACACAAGGCCCUUCUUCAAGCUAAAACUGGCGAAAAUAUUAUUCAAUACUUCUGUAUGAAGCUAAAUAAAGAAGAUUUAUACUUUCAAUAAUCUGUACCUACCAUAUUUUAUAUUAAUGUUUUAAUUAAUUCUGUAUGUGACA
This is a messenger RNA of Rhopilema esculentum, 1414 nucleotides long. Its product is annotated as threonylcarbamoyl-AMP synthase. Gene Ontology annotation, biological process: regulation of translational fidelity. Lineage: Eukaryota; Metazoa; Cnidaria; Scyphozoa; Rhizostomeae; Rhizostomatidae. Gene Ontology annotation, cellular component: cytoplasm. The record is from RefSeq and is a predicted model, not a curated record. Gene Ontology annotation, molecular function: nucleotidyltransferase activity; double-stranded RNA binding; tRNA binding.